AUGUUUCAAUGGAAGCGAUUCCAGUUCUUCGAACAAGAACUAUGCCUACAUACUUCGGGCUUCGUCAACGUGGUGGACCGUGACUUCAAGGUCUACUCCUUCCAGGCUUUCCGCUUCUCGGUCACCCAUGCCGAGCAGCUCAAGCAGGCCAACAUUCUCGUCGCCAUCGGUGAUGACGACGAUGCCAUCUCGCCCACGCUCAAGGUGUGGAACUUGGACAAGGCCGACAAGUCUGGCAAUCCUCUGUGCCUGCGGUCGAUCAAGAUCCAGCCGCCCGUGGGCGCCGUCGUGCCGGUGACCUGCUUGGCCGUCCUGGAGGACCUCUCCCAGGUCGCCAUCGGUCUGUGCAACGGCGUGGUCCUGCUCAUGCGCGACCUCGGCCACGAGCGUGCGCCCAAGCUCGUGCCUCUCUCCAAUCCUUCCUAUUCACCCAUCACCGGGCUGGGCUUCUCCGACGACGGCAAGGACAGGACGACGCUCUUCGCCGCCACGCCCGACUCUACUGUGGCCUACCACACGUCCCUGCAGCGGACCCCGACCGAGGUGCUUGAUGAUAGAGGCUGCGAGCUGGGCCGCGCCGUGAUCAGCGACACUCACGACCUCUGCAUUGGCCGAAAGGAGGCGGUCUAUUUCUACGAACCCGAAGGCCGCGGCCCGUGCUUCGCGUUCGAGGGCGAGAAGAAGAUGCUGUCCUGGUUCCGUGGCUACCUCAUUGUCGUCAGCCAGCAGGAGGUCGCCAGCGGACCGAAGCAAGACGUGUUCACGAUCUACGAUUUGAAGAACAAGUUCAUCGCCUACACGACCACCUUCACCAACAUAUCCUACAUCGUAUCGGAGUGGGGUUCUAUCUUUGUUCUCACCCGCGACGGCCUGCUGUACCAAGUGCAAGAGAAGGACACGCAGACGAAGCUGGAGACACUCUUCAAGAAGAACCUCUAUUCGGUGGCCAUCGAUCUCGCCCACAGCCAGCAGUACGACUACAACUCGAUCACCGACAUCUUCAGGAAAUACGGCGACCAUCUCUACUCGAAGGGCGACUACGACGGAGCCAUGCGCCAGUACCUGCGAACGAUUAGUCGACUCGAGCCCUCCUACGUCAUCCGCAAGUUCCUCGACGCCCAGCGCAUACACAACCUCACCUCCUACCUCCAGGCGCUGCACGAACAAGGCUUGGCCAACGCGGACCACACGACACUGCUGUUCAACUGCUACACCAAGCUUAAGGAUGUCCAAAAGCUCGACGAGUUCAUCAAGGCGGGGUCGAACCUCAAAUUCGAGGUCAAGACGGCGAUCAAGGUGUGCAGACAGGCGGGCUACUUUGAACACGCGCUCUACCUCGCCAAGCGCCAUAAUCACCACGAGCAAGCGCUGAAGAUCAUUGUUGAGGAUCUGAAGGACUACCAGAACGCGCUCACCUACAUCGCCACCCUCAACUUCUUCGAGUGCGAAAAGGUGCUGAAGAAGUACGGCAAGAAUCUGGUGUCGUGCAUGCCCGAGCAGACCACCAACCUCCUCAUGGACCUCUGUACAAACUACAAACCCAAGGGCACUAAAGAGGCCACCGAGAGCUUUGCUCAGCCACGGCCCAAGGCCAACGCCGAGGAGUUCAUCCAUGUGUUCGUCGGUCAGGAGGAGUGGCUGGCCAAGUUCCUCGAGUUCAUCGUGCAGCAGGGUCUCGCCACCAACCUCGUCUACAACACCCUCCUCGAAAUCUACCUCCGAGAUGACGUGGGCGACAAGGUCCCGGUCAUGGCCAGGACGGAGCGUCUGAACAGAGCUAUCGCGCUCCUCAAUGACCCGCGGGCGCAAUUUGAUGAAGACCAUGCGUUGGUGCUGUGCCAAAUGCACGACUUCAAGGCGGGCAUCCUCGUCGUCUACGAACACCUCAAGCUGUACCAUGAGAUUGUGGACUUCCAUAUGGAGAACAACGACUACGAACAGGUCAUCAGCUCCUGCAAGAAAUACGGGCCGAUGGAUCCGGACCUGUGGAUCGAGGCCCUGACCUACUUUGCCCUCCGCGACGACGACUGCCAGCACGAGAUCGGCGAGGUGCUCAACAACAUCGACCGGGAGAACCUCCUGCCCCCGCUCCCCAUCAUCCAGAUCCUCUCGCAAAAGGUUCGCCACUUGCUCGAGCCCACGCCGACGACGCAGCUGGCUGUGGUCAAAGACUACAUCGUGCGCAGGCUCUCGCAGGAGAAUCAGCUCAUCGCCGAGGAUCAGCGCUGCAUCAAUAACUACCGCGAGGAGACGGAGAAGAUGAAGAAGGAAUUCGAGGAACUGCGAUCGGGGGCCAAGAUUUUCCAGCUGCACAAGUGCACGGCCUGUACCGGUCCCCUCGACCUGCCCUCCGUCCACUUCCUGUGCAUGCACUCCUUCCACCUCAGGUGUCUCGGCGAGUACGACAAGGAGUGCCCCGUGUGCGUGCGCAACAACAGAAAGAUUUUGGAGAUCAAGAAGUCCCUCGAAGAGAACUCGGAGCAGCACGAGGCCUUCUUCAGAGAGUUGGACGCGGCGUCGGACGGUUUCGAGGUGGUGGCCAAGUACUUCGGACGGGGCAUCUUCUCACACAUGCCCAGCGUCAACGACCAGCCCCCCAGCCAGGCGAUUACCGACUGCCACAUGGCGUGCAACAGCGGCGUGCUGGCCGACGACACCUCGCCGCCACCGCUGGCGGUGGUCCUCGUGGCGUUGAAGAAGGCCCAGAUGUGCGUGUUGGUGUGA
Messenger RNA from Acanthamoeba castellanii str. Neff, 2724 nucleotides. Its product is annotated as vacuolar protein sortingassociated protein 11, putative. Gene Ontology annotation, molecular function: protein binding; protein-macromolecule adaptor activity. The coding region runs from base 1 to 2724 and encodes 907 amino acids. The record is from RefSeq and is a predicted model, not a curated record. NCBI's taxonomy places the organism in Eukaryota, Discosea, Longamoebia, Acanthamoebidae. Gene Ontology annotation, cellular component: HOPS complex; endosome. The transcript has 24 exons. Gene Ontology annotation, biological process: endosome organization; vesicle-mediated transport; intracellular protein transport.